GGUACACAAAGAAUCUUUCCUUCUCCUCGUCGUUUCUGCUUCUGCACUGCUGCUUUUGACUCUCCAUGAAGUGCCCAUCAUCUCAUCGUGAUGGGCGGAAUCUGCCGGCAACUGCACCACCGGAACUUGCACCUUCAAUCCGUGACUCGCAGACCGCCCAGCCUCUGCAAUAUUUGAAAAUUGAAAUUAUCUGAUAUAUCGAGUCUCGUAGUCGCCUCGCCUCGACUCGCUCCUAACCUACAUGCCUCGAAAAGACUUUCUUCGAGAUCUGGAGAGGGCCAGGUCGCCUGGCUUAUUUCCAGGUCUGCACGGAAUACGGCUUGGAGAUGACGACGAAUCAAUCUCUUUCUCGUUUUCCCAUUCACCUGAAACCGAUCUGCCACUAGAGUUCCAGGUUGUUAUAUCAGAUCUUUCCGAGUAUCCAAAGUCUCACCAAUACCUAAUUUUCUCCACGUCAACUACCGUGCCGCCUGCUGCUGUCGAUGUUCUUGACGUUGUUCGAGUUGCAGUCGCAGGAUCUCCCAUCCAUGAUCUCUUCAACAUGGUGAGCGAUGCUUUGAGAAACGUCCUUUCUGCCGACAUACUUCAGACCACCGAAGUAAGCCAAGAUUCAGAAAAUGAUGAGGUAGAUUGGGAUGCUGCGGAUUCUGACUUCAGCGUGGAAGCUGCCUGGCAAGAUGAUUCGUUCGAUGAGGACCAGCAGUUCUUUGGUUCUGUGCGCACAGACACAAAGAAAUCCGAAAGCCUUAAACAAGAUCUUCGUGCUGCGAAGAAAGCAGGGUUUAAGGUCGGCUACCUAGGCAAGUUGACAGGGUCAGUCAUCAUCUCAAUUUCUUGUCGGGUCUCCAAAUUGGGCAUUUCAGACGAGGCAAUGCAGGCAUGGAGCGUGGAGCGCACUCAAUACUUGGUGGUAUUGAUUCGCUAUCCAAGUGGAUAUGCCAACUUACAGCAAGUACUGGAACAAAAGAGGAAAGGCUUGACUACUCAGGUCCAGAUGCACGUUGGUCUCUGCUCUUCGUACAAACCCACCAUGACGGAAGCCUUGGAUGUAUUUGCUCGCUUCAAUGGCAUUCCUACUCCGCAAGGGCGUGAUACUUCCGAAUCUCAUGGCUCCCAGAAACUGGUUCCUCUUUUCAUCGAAAUGCCGUUGAACUCGCUGCUCAAUGAGCGAUUGCUCAAGAUAAUUGAACUAAGAUAUCAAUAUGCCUUCUCAUGGUCAGGGGCGGAGUUAUUUUUCAAUAACGCCCAGGGCAUGAUGAUAGCCCCAGAAGAUUUUGGAGGUGACGAAUACACAUUACCAGAUGAUCGGAGUGCCUCGCUUCCAGAAAUUGUUCAGGCAGAUCAACUCUCUGACGCUGCAAGUCCAAAUGCAUUGUCUUUCCCCCUAAUUGCCAUGCAGUUUACACUACGGCAUUUUGUGAAGUGCACUGAGUUCUGUCUAGUUUGUCAUUGUAAGAUGGAUGCAAACUUCGAAGCCCUUAAGCCCUACGUCUGCUCAAAACCUUUAUGUCUUUAUCAAUAUAUGGCACUUGGCAUGGGCCCCAGUGUAGACUGGGAGAUUCUCAAGCAGCCCUAUGUAAUUGACCUACUAAUAACCUUUGCGUAUUCUAGCGCUGCUACGGGAAAUCUUUCUGAUUUUCCUCAUGGCCUUGGAAUCAUGGUGCCUGGAAGUUCAAAGAGCACUUAUUCACGAAAAGGAAAGUUGCGAUUAUCAGAUAUGCAGCUCACAAUCACUUCUGCCUUCGAAGAUAAAACCUUCCUGAGCCCCGGUAGAUGGAUUGUUAUGAAAUCAUCUCCUCAAAUCUCUAACGAUAUAUGGCAUUUUCGAGUUGAAGAUACGCUCAGUUGGCCUUUGGUCUGUCUUUCUCAACCAAUGGUGCAUGGAAAUAUCCAGCACGCGUUACCAGUCUCGACAAAUCAAGAAUCGUUAGAAGUCAAUUUUGCGGUAUAUGACCAGAAUUUCGACGAUAUCAAGCAGGAUAAAGACAAGUGCCAAGCAAUCGCGACGCUUUUGGAUACAUUGCCCGAUGUGAUUGCGAUGAGAGAUUUUCUAGAGUCCGCGCCACCGGGUUCUAGGGAAAUUCUGGCAUUGUGGAACAGGGUUUCUAGUUCUGCGUUUGAUCUUUUAAGAUGGGUUGUUGCAUCCAAUAGAUCAUGUAUAAUGCAGGAUGGAGAUCUAAGCCAGAUCAAGGGUGUUAAGUCAAGUCCUAAUUUGGUAUCUGGAAUGGAUGGCUACUUGCAAUUUAGAUUUGCCCAAGGAUCUCCCGAUAAAGAGGAAAAGUUUAUGAUGGCUGUCACGGCCAAAGCCCCUAAGAUUGAUCGAAAGUACCCAACUAUCUUCACAUGGCACGGAAGUCCACUUUCGAACUGGCAUGGAAUUAUCAGAGAAGGUCUACAUUACAAGAAGGUGACAAACGGUAGAGCUUACGGAAAUGGUGUUUACAUGGCUCAGCAUUUUUCUACAUCUCGGGGCUACACCCAGAGAGGGGACCAGGGAUCGUAUUGGCCGAACAGCAUACUUAAAGUCCAAGGUGCGAUAUCACUAAAUGAAGUUGUCAACAGCACAAAGGAUUACGUCAAUAGCUCUAGUGGCAUUUAUGUUGUCAAAGACAUUGAGUGGAUUCAAACACGAUAUCUUUUUGUUGAAUGUCAGCCACGUGUCGAUCUCCUAAAGGACUCACCUUCAUAUUCAGAAAGUUCGAUUAAAGAUUCCUCGAUAAAACCGAAUUUUUAUCCACAAGACCCAAAACACGCGGCAAACGGACCCAAAGGCCGUACGAUCGAUAUCCCCAUGACCGCUUUGGGCCAGCGCCGACGUCUCCUAGUAACCCAGCUUCUACAGUCAGCCUCUGCUACAGUCAAAUUAGGAGAAAAUAAGGAAGAUGUAAUACUGGCGGCCUCCAGCGAAGACGAUGACUCAGCAAGCGUAGCCACUUUGAACGAAGAUCUAACAGUAUUGCUUUCGGAUUCAGAGGACAGUGAAUCACACCUAGUAAGCGAUUACGCUGGGGAUUCUGAAGCAGUGGCCCAGACGACGGGAUUGGAAAAGACAACUAAAACCCACAAAAGCACCCCUUCUACCGACUUUCAGCCUGGAAUGUUGACUGAAUCAUCUAUGACGCUACUUGAACCUCCAUCUUAUGCUACUACCUUAGCUACCAAGUAUCUCCAGCAACAACUACUGCAAACACUGAAAGUGCAGCAGAAGAACUCAUUGGUUGAAUUGGGGUGGUACAUCGACCCACAACUUAUCAGCAACCCAUACCAGUGGAUUGUAGAGCUACACUCCUUUGAACUCACACUUCCAUUGGGCCAGGACCUGGAAAAGACAGGGAUACAGAGCAUCAUUCUUGAGAUGCGUUUUUCUCAAAAUUAUCCGAUGUCACCACCAUUUGUUCGCAUUGUCAAGCCUCGACUGCUUGAAUUUGCCCAUGGUGGUGGUGGUCACGUUACCGCAGGAGGCGCGCUUUGUAUGGAACUACUCACGAACUCUGGCUGGUUACCGAGCUAUUCUAUGGAAAGUGUCUUGCUUUCUAUUCGUUUUGCUUUGUGUUCCACUGAACCCAAACCAGCACGCCUUCUAAGUGGUCAAUCUGGUGGGCAAAAGGGCCGAAUAUUUGAAUACCCAAUCCAGGAUGCUAUCUCGGCAUAUGUUCGAGCAUGCACCGCACAUGGAUGGGAGGUACCGAAAGAUUUCUCUACCCUAGCCUGGUGAAUGAAUUAUGGAGUGGGGAGCGUUGGAAUUAGCUUAUACCUACAACGAGCUAUGGGGAAGGUGUUUAACCGGAAUGCAUUUAAUUUAUGAGACUAGGAAAACAAUACCCAACCAGUUUAGUUACUUUGAUAUCUCGGGUUCCUCGUACACUAAUA
Molecule: messenger RNA, 3870 nt
Organism: Talaromyces proteolyticus
Lineage: Eukaryota; Fungi; Ascomycota; Eurotiomycetes; Eurotiales; Trichocomaceae
Exons: 3
Coding region: 242-3715 (1157 amino acids)
Molecular function (GO): NAD+ poly-ADP-ribosyltransferase activity
Source: RefSeq, a predicted model, not a curated record